Molecule: messenger RNA, 1101 nt
Organism: Hevea brasiliensis (rubber tree)
Lineage: Eukaryota; Viridiplantae; Streptophyta; Magnoliopsida; Malpighiales; Euphorbiaceae
Exons: 3
Coding region: 71-367 (98 amino acids)
Source: RefSeq, a predicted model, not a curated record
AUCCACUGCCCUUCAACUGUUAUAACCCAGAGCAAUCUCGGAUAAUUCCGAAAGCCCAAACAGGUGAUAGAUGCCACCGGCCGAAUCCACAGUCGUUCCGGUGGACUGCGAGAGGUUGCAUCGGGCGCUGUGCGAAUGCCACCGGCGUGUUUCGCCGGGUCUCGGACGCAAAGUGUCCUGUCGUCACUUGAAUCGGGCCUUGGCCCAGUGCAUGAUUUCGGUGGCUUGUCCGGAGGAAUCGGAGGCGGUUCGCAGCCUGUGUGCUAGCGGCGGGACUGCCCUGAAGCGGUCGCAGUGCCAGCAGGCCCAGCUCUCUCUAUCCAUCUGCCUCGCUUCUCAUCAACACGACUCCUCUCCUGAAUCAUGAACAAAGCUCCCUCUAACCUCACUUUUUUCUCUGUUUCUUGUGAUCUGCAGCUCCACAAGCGAGUUUUUUUUUAUAUUCAACGCAUGGUUCCCGUCUGCUGCAAGUUGAAGCUGCAUAUCAUUGCAUGAGGAAGUGAUGAACAGUUAUAUGAGCAGUAGUGAUGGUGUUAAAGUGGCUUCUUUGUUCCUGUCUAUUGCAAGAUGAAGCUACAUCUCUUUCCAACUUUGCAUGACAAACAGUCAUAUGAGCAGUAGUAAUGAUAUUAAAGUGGCUUCUUUGUUUGAUUAACGUUACGCAGUGCUAGCUGGGAGAGGCAGGAAUUGUACCUAGUGCAUCUUGAGUGAGUGCAAGUGAAUAUUAUCAACUUGAAGAGCAUUGCGUGAAGUAGGCAUCUACAUCAUGAACAUAAGGCUGGUGCUUUUGGUUGCAUUGGAGGUCUCUGGCUUGUUUUUAAUGUGAUGAACAUUCUUUUGUAUAUGGCCACAGAGGCCUUCUAGAAGAAGGAAAAUGACUUGCUGAAACUGUCAGGAUGUAAAAAAGCAUCUGUAGGGGAGCAUUCCAACCUAGAGAAGCACACUCUCGCAAGCAGGGGUGGAUGAAGCAAAACUGAGAAUGACAGCUCGAGUCCAUUGUUUCGAGGACAUGGUUGUGAAAUUGGCCGUCCUAUAAAUUUGUGGAAGUACAUUGCUUUUUCCAAAAAUAAAGGGAGAAUACUUUUCACUGUUUUGGUUUUC